This is a messenger RNA of Cucurbita maxima (winter squash), 6244 nucleotides long. RefSeq lists its product as uncharacterized. Gene Ontology annotation, cellular component: transcription factor TFIIIC complex. Gene Ontology annotation, molecular function: DNA binding. Lineage: Eukaryota; Viridiplantae; Streptophyta; Magnoliopsida; Cucurbitales; Cucurbitaceae. Gene Ontology annotation, biological process: transcription initiation at RNA polymerase III promoter; 5S class rRNA transcription by RNA polymerase III. The record is from RefSeq and is a predicted model, not a curated record. The transcript has 18 exons. Bases 121 to 5796 code for a protein of 1891 amino acids.
UUAAUUCGAGCGAUUUCGUUUCUGCGUUCUGUUUCUCCGGCGACUCGCGGCCUUGAUCGGAAAACAAUGCUCUUUCUCUGUACAUUCACAACCAAACUCUUCGCCUGCUGACUGCUUACGAUGGACGUAAUUGUCUCCUCCGCCGUCGAAGAAAUUUGCUCACAGGGUCAGAACGGACUCACUCUCCGCAAUCUAUGGUCCAGGCUCGAACCCUCUCUCUCAGCUUCCGGCCUCGACCUCUCCAAUGGUGUAAAGACUGCUCUCUGGACCCAACUCCUUAGCAUCCCAUCCUUGCAAUUCGAUGCUGGCAAGGUGAACUAUGAUGCAAAGGACCCAUCUAUCCAGUCUUUCGAAAACGCUGAAAGGUUGAAUGUGAAGGUUAUGGGCAAAGAGUAUUUGAGGGAUAACUUUGUAGGGCUCUACAAUGUGCGAUCAGCCAGUUCCAACAUGUCCGCCCAUCAGAGACGUGUCCUUGAGCGGCUCGCUAUUGCUAGAAAAAAUGGAGUGACGCAAAACCAACUUGCUAAAGAAUUUGGGAUUGAAGGAAGAAACUUCUUUUAUGUAGUGAAAAGCCUUGAGUGUCAAGGGUUAAUUACGAGGCAAUCUGCAGUUGUCCGAACUAAAGAAGCUGUAAAUACUGGGGAGUUGAGAAAUAGCCCAAUUGUGAGUACCAAUUUGAUGUACUUGCACCGAUAUGCAAAGCAUUUGGGCUGUCAACAGAAAUUUUGGAUUACUGUGGAAGAAAAUAAUAUUGAGCAGCUUGGAGACCCAGUAGAAAGUGCCGCUGAUGAAGAUGGUAUGCCUGUAAAGUGCAUCAAGGAAGACGUGUUUGUGAAGGAUUAUUUACCAAAAAUGGAAGCUAUAUGUGAUAAACUUGAAGCAGCCAAUGGAAAGGUUCUUGUUGUUUCUGAUAUUAAGAAGGAUCUUGGUUAUACUGGAUCUUCUUCAGGGCAUAAAGCUUGGAGAGAGGUCUGUAAUAGAUUGGAAAGGGCUCACAUUAUUGAGGUGUUUGAGGCUAAAGUGGACAAUAAGUUUGAUUGUUGUCUACGUCUGCUAAAGAAGUUCUCUCCAAAGUGUUUUGAGACAAGUGCUCUUGGGGGAGAUGAUAGUUCUGGUUAUAAACAUCAUAUGAAAUUUGGGAGGAAAUGUCAAGUAACUGAUCAACUCGCUGAGCUUGCUAUAGAGCAUCAAAUCUAUGAUAUGAUUGAUGCUGCUGGCUUUGAGGGCAUAACAGUGAUGGAGGUUUGUAAGAGGCUUGGAAUUGAUCACAAAAGAAACUAUGGCCGACUUGUCAAUAUGUUUACUAGAUUUGGAAUGCAUCUUCAAGCUGAAACUCACAACAAAUGCAAUCUUUAUCGAGUGUGGACACGUGGGAAUUUCAAGCCUGAAUAUAAUAGUCAAUUUUUUCAUAAAUCAAAAGAUGCAAAUAAUGAAAUUGAAAAUUGUAUUAAUCAUACUUCCAGUGUAAAUGAUUCUAAGAAGUUAGCUGUAACAACUUCUCAAAGUAGCUUUGCAAAGGCUGAAGAUGCAAAUUUGAAAGUUGACAGUGCAAGUCGCAGAACAACAGGGGAUGGAAAAAUGAAAACUGAAGUUAAUGAUAAGCUGCAUGGCGAUCAUGAGACUGACCUCAGAGUUAUCCAUUUGCCACAAGAGUCAGUUUCUAUGCCAACAUGCUCCAAUCCUGAUGUAGAACCCUGUUCAGUGAAUGCAGGCGUUGAAACAAACUCUGGAUUAAUAACACCUCCAGCGGCUCUGUUAAAAUCAUCAGUUUCUGUAUCACAUCAGAAGUAUCCGUGUUUACCUCUUACUGUGGGUAGUGCUAGGAGGGAGCAAAGAAUUCUUGAACGGCUACAGGAUGAGAAGUUUGUUUUGAAAGGCGAGCUUUUUAGGUGGAUUGUUGAUCAGGAGACAGACAAAACCACAACAACAGAUAGAAGAACUAUUUUCCGAAGUAUAAACAAAUUGCAAAGUGAAGGACACUGUAAAUGCAUAGACAUCAAUGUCCCUGUUGUCACAAAUUGUGGCCGUACUCGUAUCACCCAGGUGAUUCUGCAUCCUUCUAUUGAGACUUUAUCUCCUCAACUUCUAUGUGAAAUUCAUGAUAAAAUGAGGUCAUUUGAAGCCCAAAGUCGUGGUCAUAACUCAAAAAAGGCGAAGAGGAAAGUGUUGCUUCCUGUAUUAGAAGGUGUCCAAAGGACACAGCACUAUAUGGAUCCUGACAUUGCUGCAGUACGAUCAGAAGCCAUGCGUGCAAAUGGAUUUGUACUGGCAAAAAUGAUCCGUGCAAAGCUGCUUCAUUGUUUUUUGUGGGAUUACCUAAACUGUUCGGAUGAUUCUGGUGGUACUUCCUCAUCUGAAAGAUUUGUCCAUGAUCUGAAAAAUCCUCAUACUAGCUACAAGCCAUUUUUAUUAGAAGACGCAAUUAAGUCGAUCCCAAUUGAGCUUUUCCUUCAAGUUGUUGGGUCUACUAAAAAAUUUGAUGAUAUGUUGGAUAAAUGUAAGAGGGGUUUGUCACUUGCUGACCUUGCUCCUGAGGAGUACAAGCAUCUGAUGGAUGCUAAUGGUACUGGAAGGCUCUCGGUGAUUAUUGAUAUUUUACGGCGUUUGAAGUUAGUUAGGUUCGUAGCUGCAAAUACAGGCAAUGUCAAUGAUUGUGGCCGUGCCACUUUAAAACAUGCACUGGAGCUUAAACCUUACAUCGAGGAACCUGUUUCAAAAGAUGCUACUAGAUCUUUGAUGAAUAAGUGUCUAGAUCUUCGGCCAAGAAUUAGGCAUGACUUUACGCUGUCAAGUAGGCAAGCUGUCAAUGAGUAUUGGCAAACUUUUGAGUAUUGCUAUGCCACGGCUGAUCCUAGAUCUGCUCUGCUUGCAUUUCCUGGGUCUGCUGUUCGCGAGGCAUUUCUUUUCCGUUCAUGGGCUUCAGUUCGGGUUAUGACAGCCGAACAGCGUGCUGCACUCCUGGAGCUUGUGGCAAGGAGGGAUCCAAGUGCAAAACUUUCAUAUAGAGAGUGUGACAAAAUAGCUAAGGAUCUUAAUCUGACAUUAGAACAGGUUCUACGUGUGUAUUAUGAUAGGCGCCAGGAACGUCUUAACAGCUUUGAUGAAGGGACAGACAAGGAGUCUAGACAAAAAAUUAAAGGCCAUUCAUUGAGGAGAAAAAGAUUACCAAAAGAGAGGCCAGGGAAGCGUGCACGGUAUGAUGAUGUCAGCAAGCAGUCGGGUGAAGCAAGGGUCACCACGUUUCCUGAAACUUCUAUUUCAUCUGAUGUUAAAGACAAACAUUUGGCUGCUAAUUCAGGAGAGCAGAACAUUCCUUCGCAAGAAAUUUUUGAGGAUGGCGAUCAUCAAGAAACUGUAGAGGAAUUUGUGUCUAAAGAAGAAGGCGAGGCACGCUGUUCUGUUGCCUCUUCAAUGACAAAGUCAACUCGUCAAAGAAGGUUUAUAUGGACUGAUGAAACAGAUAGGCAAUUGAUCAUCCAAUAUGUCAGAUACCGUGCAUCUCGAGGUGCAAAAUUUUCUCGAACAAAUUGGUGUACUAUCUCUAACUUGCCAGCACCUCCAGGAACUUGUAAAAAAAGAAUGGCAUGGCUGAAUGGCAGUCUAAGAUUUAGAAAACUUGUAAUGCGGCUUUGUAACAUUCUUGGCAAUCAUUACGUGAAGUACCUGGAAAAAUCAAAGAAUGCAUCGGUUCAUCAAGAUGACCCCAAAGUGAUCGCAACAAGUUCUAAUGGGAAAGCUCUUAACGGGAAUAGUGGUGACAGUGAACAUUACAGUGAGUUGGAUCUGCAGGAAGAGCAAUGGGAUGAUUUUGAUGAUAAAGAUGUAAAGAUGGCCCUUGAUGAGGUUCUUCAUUACAAGAAAAUGACAAUGUUGGAGGACUCAAAAAGAGUUGGAUCUGUCUAUGGUGACUUUUUGGAUGCAAAUGAAUCUGGAUUUACGUCUGCCACUCAGAGUGCAGACCUGGGAGGAGAGCAAUCUCAAUUUUCUAGGGGAAGAUCAAAGUCAAGAAGCCUUCAUCGGCGGUUGAUGAAGAUUUUGAAUGGCAGGCAUGUCAGCAAAGAAGUAUUUGAAUCAUUGGCUGUUUCUAAUGCUGUUGAGCUAUUUAAGCUUGUUUUCUUGAGCACCUCAACUGCUCUAGAAGUACCUAAUCUCCUUGCUGAAAAUUUAAGGCGUUACUCAGAACAUGAUCUUUUUUCAGCUUUUAGCCACCUGAGAGAAAAGAAAAUCAUGAUUGGAGGCAACAAUAAUGAACCUUUUGUGCUCUCACAAAGUUUUCUGCAUAGCAUUUCAAAGUCCCCAUUUCCAGCGAACACUGGAGAGAGAGCUUCCAAGUUUUCUAAGUUUCUGCAUGAAAAAGACAAAGAUCUCGUGGAGAAUGGGAUUAAUAUUCCUUCUGAUUUACAAUGCGGAGAUAUUUUCCAUUUGUUUGCUCUAGUUUCUUCGGGAGAGAUGUCUAUUUCUUCUUGCUUGCCCGACAAUGGCGUUGGAGAACCCGAAGACUUGAGAAGUUCAAAACGAAAAGUUGAUAGCUGUGAACUGUGGGUGGACACUCGGGCUAAGAAGAUGAAAUUUGCACCAGCAGAGGGUGAAAUUAUUUGUCGUCGAGAAAAAGGUUUUCCUGGGAUUUUGGUUUCUGUUUGUCGUACUACAAUUUUAAGAACAGAUGCUAUGGAGCUGUCAGAUAGUUGGAAUUGUAUUGAUGACCAACAUUUUGGUGGGAAUGAUAGAUGCCACGUUUCACCUACUCACAACAGUAUUUCAUUUGACAAUGUGGAAUCACUAUACGAUACAGAUGGGGUUGUAUCUCUAGGAAAUCGCUGUGAGUCAACUUGGCAAGCUAUGACAUCUUUUGCUGAUCAUUUGAUGUCGGUAGGUUGUUAUCAAGAACAAAUGAGUGUCAUCUCUCCAGAGGUCUUUGGGUUGGUUUAUUCUGCAAUUCAGUUGGCUGGUGACCAGGGUUUAAGCAUAGAGGAAGUUUCCCAGGUGGCUAAUUUACAAGGAGAAAAGCUGCCUCAACUUAUCGUUGAUGUUCUUCAAACAUUCCAACGAGUGCUGAAGGUGAAUUCAUUUGACAGUAUUCGAAUUGUUGAUGCUUUAUAUCGUCCCAAGUACUUUUUGACAUCGAUAUCUGGUUCGAAUCGAAACCGUGCUACUCCUUCAUCAGUCGAUAUGCUUGGAAGAAGUGAUGGCCAAUUGGUUUUCCAUCCAGAAAACUACAACAUUGGGGAGAAGAAUCCAGAUAAUCACAUGUCUGUUGCUGCAAAUUCCCAGAUGGAAAAUAAAAUGGUUGUUGGUGAGGUGCACAAAGUAACGGUUCUCAAUCUUCCUCCAGAAGUUGAUGACAACACAAAGGAAAGUCAAACUAGCAGUAUGCAUCAACGCAAUCCCAAGGAGAAAACCAUUUUAAACACAGCAGGGAAUGAGAACGGAUUGUUUUGCGCCUCUUCUGAUGGUUUGAAUAUGCCAAUACUCCCAUGGAUAAAUGGAGAUGGGACGACUAACAAAAUUGUCUACAAGGGUCUUAGAAGGCGGAUCUUAGGAAUUGUAAUGCAAAACCCAGGAAUUCUGGAGGUUGCGAUUAUACGACGGAUGAACGUCUUGAAUCCCCAGAGUUGUAAGAGGCUGUUAGAGUUGAUGAUAUUAGAUAAGCACCUCAUAGCGAGGAAGAUGUAUCAACGUACAUUCAGUGGCCCCCCUGGUAUUCUAGGAACGCUCCUCGGCACGAGCCACAGAGACUCGAAGUUUGUUUGCCGUGAUCACUACUUUGCAAAUCCCAUGAGUACCUCGCUGCUGUAGGUAGCCAUCCCCCCCCAUGCUCAUUGCGCAGGGUUAUCUAUUGAAACUCUGAUGAAAAGAGCACGACGAGACUAGCACUCACGUUGCUGGAAGCUCUGUGGGAUAGGCAUUUACCCAUUUUCGGCUGCUUGGAAUCAGGUGGCAUUCGUCACUCGGCUUUGCUUGUUUUUUGAUUUUAACAUGUUGGUGGUGAUCUCUGCCCUCAUUUGUUUUUGGCCGGGGUCCAUUCUCUCAUCCUCAUUUCCGUGGCUUUGUUCGAGUCUACCCCGAGCCCCCACCCUAUAGGAUAUAUACUCACCUCUUGUAACCAUGAGUUAGGAAUAUGCUAACAGAGAUAUGUUGGGAAUAUUUAGUGGUAUAUUUGUAAUUAUUUGAGAAGUUUUCUAGGGUUAAAGUAGCUACGAAUAGACUGAGUUGGGGAUUUGGGGAAGGUAGAAUUUGGAGAAAA